Messenger RNA from Sus scrofa (pig), 2862 nucleotides. RefSeq names its product UPF3B regulator of nonsense mediated mRNA decay (gene UPF3B). Gene Ontology annotation, biological process: nuclear-transcribed mRNA catabolic process, nonsense-mediated decay; positive regulation of translation. Gene Ontology annotation, molecular function: mRNA binding. Lineage: Eukaryota; Metazoa; Chordata; Mammalia; Artiodactyla; Suidae. Gene Ontology annotation, cellular component: nucleolus; cytoplasm. The record is from RefSeq and is a predicted model, not a curated record.
AUCACUAGGGGCGUUUGUUGGGGGCGGAGCUCUGCCCUGAGUGGGCUGGGAGUCGUAGGUGCCCGGCGUAGCGGCGUUUGGGCCGAGCUGCCGCGGUGGGGAGCGAAUCCGUGGCCAUGAAGGAGGAGAAGGAUCAUAGGCCUAAGGAGAAGCGAGUAACCCUCUUGACUCCCCCGGGGGCCACAGGCAGCGGCGGUGGGGCUUCGGGGGACAGCACCAAAGGGGAAGAUAAGCAGGAUCGGAACAAGGAGAAGAAAGAGGCGUUGAGCAAGGUGGUAAUUCGGAGAUUACCGCCCACUUUGACCAAGGAGCAGCUUCAGGAACAUCUUCAGCCUAUGCCUGAGCAUGAUUAUUUUGAGUUUUUUUCUAAUGAUACUAGUCUGUAUCCUCACAUGUAUGCCAGAGCAUACAUCAACUUUAAAAACCAGGAGGACAUUAUUUUGUUCAGGGAUCGUUUUGAUGGUUAUGUAUUCCUUGACAAUAAAGGUCAGGAAUAUCCUGCCAUAGUAGAAUUUGCACCCUUUCAAAAAGCUGCAAAAAAGAAGACCAAGAAAAGAGAUACUAAAGUUGGGACUAUUGACGAUGAUCCAGAAUAUAGAAAAUUUUUGGAAAGUUAUGCUGCAGAUAAUGAGAAAAUGACAUCUACUCCAGAGACACUGCUAGAAGAAAUAGAAGCAAAAAAUAGAGAAUUAAUAGCUAAAAAGACAACCCCACUUUUGAGCUUCCUGAAAAACAAGCAGCGGAUGAGAGAAGAAAAGAGGGAAGAAAGAAGGAGGCGAGAAAUAGAAAGAAAAAGACAAAGAGAAGAAGAGAGGAGAAAGUGGAAAGAAGAAGAGAAACGAAAAAGGAAAGAUAUAGAAAAGCUAAAGAAGAUAGACAGAGUUCCAGAAAGGGACAAAUUAAAGGAUGAACCAAAGAUUAAGGUACACAGGUUUCUGUUACAAGCUGUGAAUCAGAAAAAUCUGCUCAAGAAGCCAGAAAAAGGAGAUGAAAAAGAAUUGGACAAAAGAGAAAAGGUCAAAAAAUUGGACAAAGAGAAUCUGAGUGAUGAAAGAGCCAGUGGGCAAACUUGUACACUGCCCAAGCGUCCUGAUGGUGAAUUUAAAGAUGAAAAGCCUAAGAGACCUGAAGAUGAGAGCAGCAGAGACUACAGGGAGAGGGAGCGGGAUUAUGAGCGUGACCAGGAGCGCAUACUGCGGGAGAGAGAGAGGCUGAAGCGGCAGGAAGAGGAGCGCCGCAGGCAGAAGGAGCGCUAUGAGAAAGAGAAGGCUUUUAAAAGGAAAGAAGAAGAAAUGAAAAAAGAGAAAGAAGCACUUCGGGAUAAAGCCAAGAAGACUGAAAGUACAGAACCAGUAGGCAGCUCAGAAAAAACUGAAAAGAAAGAAGAAGUGGUUAAGAGAGAUCGCAUAAGAAACAAGGAUCGCCCAGCAAUGCAGCUUUACCAACCAGGAGCUCGAAGCCGAAAUCGACUCUGUCCCCCUGAUGACAGCACCAAGUCUGGAGAUUCAACCAUAGACAAAAAGCAGGAAAGUGGUAUUAGCCAUAGAAAAGAAGGAGGCGAGGAGUGAUAAGUCCCAAUGGCCUUCGGUGUCCUGACUGUCUAGGCAGCCAAAGAGCACGUAUUAAGCAAUCCAGAAGUGCCUUCAGGGCAAAGGAAUAGAGAGAGAAAGGGGGUCGCUGUGCUGGUGGGGUCCACUGCAGAGGAGUAUGUUUUGCGUCAAAGCAGGAACCUGAUUGCAGGUUCAGAUUGGAAGUACAAUUUCAUUUUUUAUGCAGUUCCUACAAAUUAAUUUUAAAGUGUCAGACAAAGCUGAGGGAGAGGACAUGCAUUGCAAUUUGCAGGCAGGAAAUGUCAAGAGAGGACUUAAUUAGGUAUGACAUGAGAAGAAGAUAUGAGAACUGUCUCUAAAAUCAAAAGGCUUUGUUCAUCCUGGAUUGAAUUUUCUUAAUUUCCGUGGAGCAGAGUCACUUUGAGGUCUUGUUCAGGUCUAGUUAUAGUCAUUGUUGGUGAUAACUGUUGACUUUGUGUAGUGUAGAAGCAACAAGCAUGUGAUUGUAAUACAGUGAAGGAUAUAACAAAUUUUCGCUUAUGCAAAAAUUUAGUCAUGUCUAUAUCCUAUAUCCUAAAGUUUCAGGAUUCGUUUUAUUUUUUUUGUUUGUUUGCUUACAUGAGCUUAGCAUAAAAAAUUUUUUUAAGACAUCUUCUGCCUUUAGCAAUUUUUACAUUAGUAGGUAAAGUUUAACCCUUAUUUGUUGCCUGACAAUCCAGUCUUUGUUUUAUCUUAGGUCUCAUGAGCUGAGUGCAUACCCUCUCCAGGAAGGAAACUGCACAAAUAUUUGUUCCUGUUAAAAUAGCAACUUUUAGUCAUAGCUUGUUUUGCAUUGAUGUCAAUAAAUAUCAACAUCACUCAAGUAUGAAGCUAAGUGUGUUUAUUAGUUUUACUAAAUAGCUAUUAGUUUUGAGAAAUUAAGCUUUGGGGGGUGCACACCCACAGCAUGUUCAAGUUCCCAGGCCAGGGUCCAGCUCAAGCUGCAGCAGUAACCCUAGCCACAGCAGUGAUAAUGCUAGGUCCUUAACCACUAGGCACCAGGGAACCCCAAGAAAUUAAACUUUUGAUACUUAAUUGAUUUGGGGGGAAUGUUGAAAGGGGAUAAAUGAUAAUUUGUUUCUGCCUUCACUAGCACUAUCCUUUAUUUUGCCCACCAAGAAGACUAAAUCAUGGUCCAGGAGUUCCCAUGUGGCUCAGAAGGUUAAGUAUCUGGCACUGUCAGUGCAGUGGUUCCAGUUGUUGCUGUGGCGCGGGUUUGAUCCCCGGCCUGGGAAAUUCCGCAUGCUGUGGGUGCAACCAAAAUAAUAAAUUU